Molecule: messenger RNA, 1844 nt
Organism: Protopterus annectens (West African lungfish)
Lineage: Eukaryota; Metazoa; Chordata; Ceratodontiformes; Protopteridae
Gene: COQ2
Product: coenzyme Q2, polyprenyltransferase
Exons: 7
Coding region: 397-1602 (401 amino acids)
Biological process (GO): ubiquinone biosynthetic process
Cellular component (GO): mitochondrial inner membrane
Source: RefSeq, a predicted model, not a curated record
CUAGCUUAUGCAAGCAAAGUAGUAUUUAUAUGUCAUUUAAUGCGCAUACGUGCUUAAAUCGGAGAAUCCUCUAUUUAUGUUGCUGUCAGCGCUGGCGGUUUAAAUAAAUGCAACGAUUUAAAGUACACAAGUUUCUCUCGUAACCCGGAAAACGUCAAUGGAGACAAGGUUUCCCAUAAUGCCUAGCUUCACAUACGGAAAUGUGAAAUAAGGGGUUACGCUUUCUCUUUGAUAAUGUUGUUAAAUAAUGAGAUUUAGCAGCAAUGAAUAUUUGGAUUACAGGAGACAUUUUAUGUAUUUUUUUCUGUGCCAGAAGCGUACACUUUGUAAGUUAAAGCGCUUUAAUUGUGCAUUUUUGAAGAAAGGUCACUGUUCUUUAGUCUACAAACAGCUGGUAUGAUCUUGAACUUCCCUGCACGUCUGCUGCAGCUGCCCUACUCGAGUGUAUUCACGUAUUACCCACGGGUUCUAGCAAACCACGCAUGGUACUGUCAAAGGAUCAGCAAAGGAGAAAGGGAAUCUGCCCCUAAAUUCAGGGAUUUUGACAUUUACAAGCAGAAUGUUACACGUGACUUGCUCAGCAAACGCAGAGACCGCUGUUCCACUUCAGGUUUGGUGGGCUACCAUGCUACACUGUGUGGAAGAAGGGCAUUUAGUUUGCUUUCACCCGCGAGUGUUGUGGAAUGGGCGCCGAAACCAGCGCAACCUUACCUCAGGCUUAUGAGGUUGGAUAAACCUAUAGGGACAUGGCUCUUGUAUUUACCAUGCACAUGGAGUAUUGCUUUAGCUGCAGAUCCUGGUUGCUUGCCACAGUUUUCCAUGCUGGCUCUGUUUGGAGUAGGGGCAGUGCUAAUGAGGGGAGCUGGCUGUACCAUAAAUGAUAUGUGGGACAAAAACUUUGAUAAAAAGGUUGCCAGAACAGCAAGUCGACCAUUAGCAGCUGGUGAUGUAACCCGCUUUCAAGCACUUGUUUUCUUAGGAGGACAGUUGAGUUUGGCUCUCUGUAUUCUUCUGUCCUUUAAUUAUUACAGCAUUGCACUUGGAGCUGCUUCUCUCACCUUGGUAGUGUCUUACCCUCUGAUGAAAAGAAUAACAUACUGGCCUCAGCUCUAUCUUGGCUUCACAUUUAACUGGGGAACAUUACUUGGAUGGUCUGCCAUUAAGGGUUAUUGUGACUGGUCAGUUUGUCUGCCUCUGUACAUGUCCGGGAUCCUGUGGACACUGAUAUAUGACACAAUCUAUGCACAUCAGGAUAAAGUCGAUGAUGUCCUGAUUGGAGUCAAAUCAACAGCACUGAGAUUUAAUGAACAGACAAAACUGUGGCUAAUCGGAUUUAGUGCUGCAAUGCUAGCUGGUUUGGCAUUGACAGGAGUAAACUGUGGACAGACUCUCCCAUAUUAUGUUAGCCUUGCUGUUGUUGGAGCCCACCUAGCAUAUCAGGUGUACACUUUGGAUAUGAAUGAUCCAGAAAACUGCUGGAAAAAGUUUACUUCAAAUCGCUCAUUAGGACUUCUACUUUUUGUUGGAAUAGUACUUGGAAACCUGUGGAGAAAAGAAAAAGAACAUCAGCCUACAACAAAUACAUUUGUAGCAGUUCACUAAAAUACUCCAUUUUGAUCAGCUUUUGAGUGCAUACUUUUGGGAUGACCAGUUAGAUUUCAUUUUUGAAUAUUUUUCUGUUAAACUUACUGUCUGCAAACUUCUGCCUUUUCAGAAGAUAAAAUCAUGUAACUUCAUUAUUUUACAGUAUUUUAAAGACAACUUCAGUGGGGCAUUACUUGUGGGACAGAAUAUGAUUUAUAAUUUAUUUGCUGUUUUAAUAAUAAACAUAUAGUUUAAAAUGA